AUGGGAACACCUCUGGUUGUAAGGCGUAGACCAAAAUCGGGCCUUGGUAAAAUGGAUAAGUGGUUAAUAAGACCAAGUACCGGUUCCAUAAGAAACACCAACCAAGAGUCGAGUGAUGUAAGUACAAGUUCUAAUAUUGGUUCUAAUAAAUGGUCGUCCGAUGCGCAAAAACUUUCAAACGAGUCCAUGAAGCCUUCGAAGUUGAAGAGGCAUUUAGAAUUGAAGCAUCCUGAAUACAAAGAAAAGCAUAUAGAUUUUUUCAUUAACAGGAGAAGACAAUUAAAAAGUUCCAAAAAAAAUAUGACUUCAAUGUUUUCACUUAGUCCUCAAACUGAAAACCUUGUAUUGGCUUCUUAUGAAAUAUCAAAAUUAAUUGCUGAAACGGGUUAUCCACACAAAAUCGGUGAAAAAUUAAUACUUCCGGCAAUGAAAAUAAUUUCAUCUCGAAUAUGCGAAAAAAAACAGGAAAAACAAGUAAAUUUGUUGGCGUUGUCGAAUAACACGGUGAAGCGUAGAAUUGUGGAUAUGGCAAAUAACAUUGAAGAAACAAUAGUAGGCCACCUCAAAUCGUGUUAUUAUUUUUCUUUACAAGUUGAUGAAAGUACAGACGUGUCGGAUAAUGCUAAUCUAAUGUGUUUUGUAAGAUAUGAUCUUGGAAAUACUUCUUACAAAGAGUUAUUGUUUUGUAAAUCGCUGCCAACAAGAACAACAGCAGAAGAAUUAUUUAAUUUAAUCAAUAGAUAUAUUAUUGAGAAUGGCAUUGAAUGA
Molecule: messenger RNA, 768 nt
Organism: Metopolophium dirhodum (rose-grain aphid)
Lineage: Eukaryota; Metazoa; Arthropoda; Insecta; Hemiptera; Aphididae
Product: zinc finger BED domain-containing protein 5-like
Exons: 3
Coding region: 1-768 (255 amino acids)
Source: RefSeq, a predicted model, not a curated record